CCUCCUCCUCCCUGCACCUCGCCAGCCCGGGAGUCGCAGGAGGACGGGGCGCGGCUUCCCGAGCGCCGGGCCUGGUUCUCCCGGCGGCGGCAGCUGCGCCCUGGGGGCGGGGAGGGAGCGCAGAGGGACCGGGCGAAGGGGCAGUGGGCGCCCCGGCCUCGCAGCGCGGCUUCAAGUUUCCACCGGCGCGCGGUUGUGCAACAGCGAGAGGAGCGGGAGCCGCGGGCGCCGCGGAAAACAGGCCGAGCCCAUAAACAAAGCCACGUGGCCUCCGGGCCGGGGGGGCGGGCUGAGAGCAGGAGGCUCUUCCGGCAACAAAGAGCCGCGGCCAGCGGCCCGGGAUAAAUACUGCCGCCCGGACCGCGGCGCAGCGCUCCAGCGAGCCCCGCGCGCCCGGCGACCCUCCUCAGCGCCCUCUGCGAGCGCAGGUACCCCGUGCCGCACCGCCCCCCCCAACCCGCAGCCCUCCGCGCCAGCUCCCUGCAGCCGCCCCCCUCGCCGACCCCAGCAUCCGGAGCAUCCGCCCAGGGCGGCGCGUCCCCGAGGCCUCCGGGCCGGUCCAGUCCAUCAGCCGGUCGCGUCCGCUCGCGGUGCCAUGCCAUUCCUCGGGCAGGACUGGCGGUCGCCCGGGCAGAGCUGGGUGAAGACGGCCGAUGGCUGGAAGCGCUUCCUGGAUGAGAAGAGUGGCAGCUUCGUGAGCGACCUCAGCAGUUACUGUAACAAGGAAGUAUACAAUAAGGAGAAUCUUUUCAACAGCCUGAAUUAUGAUGUUGCAGCCAAGAAGAGAAAGAAGGACAUGCUGAAUAGCAAAACCAAAACUCAAUAUUUCCACCAAGAAAAAUGGAUCUAUGUUCACAAAGGAAGCACUAAAGAGCGCCAUGGAUAUUGUACGUUGGGGGAAGCUUUCAACAGGCUAGACUUCUCAACUGCCAUUCUGGAUUCCAGAAGAUUUAACUACGUCGUACGGCUGUUGGAACUGAUAGCAAAGUCACAGCUCACAUCCCUGAGUGGCAUCGCCCAAAAGAACUUCAUGAACAUUUUGGAAAAAGUGGUACUGAAAGUCCUUGAAGACCAGCAAAACAUUAGACUAAUAAGGGAACUGCUCCAGACCCUCUACACGUCCUUAUGUACACUGGUCCAAAGAGUCGGCAAGUCUGUGCUGGUCGGGAACAUUAACAUGUGGGUGUAUCGGAUGGAGACGAUUCUCCACUGGCAGCAGCAGCUGAACAACAUCCAGAUUACCAGGCCUGCCUUCAAAGGCCUCACCUUCACUGACCUGCCUUUGUGCUUACAACUGAACAUCAUGCAGAGGCUGAGUGACGGGCGUGACCUGGUCAGCCUGGGCCAGGCGGCCCUCAACCUGCACGCGCUCAGCGAGGACCGGCUGCUAUGGAAGAAGCUGUGCCAGUACCACUUCUCCGAGCGGCAGAUCCGCAAGCGAUUAAUUUUGUCAGACAAAGGACAACUGGAUUGGAAGAAGAUGUAUUUUAAACUCGUGCGAUGUUACCCACGGAAGGAGCAGUAUGGAGACACCCUUCAGCUUUGCAGACACUGUCACAUUCUUUCCUGGAAGGGCACUGACCACCCGUGCACAGCCAAUAACCCAGAGAGCUGCUCCGUUUCACUUUCACCCCAGGACUUUAUCAACUUGUUCAAGUUCUGAAUCCCAGCACAUGACAGCACUUCAGAAGCGUUCCCCUGCUGAUUGGAUGGUUGGGAAUACAGAGUUUGGACACUUCAUUUGUAAAUAGUGUACAUUUUAAACAUUGGCUCGAAACUUCUGAGACAAGUCAUUGAGAGGACAUUGGAGGGGAAAGCUGCAGUCGCUGGCUGGGAAUUUAAGAAUAUGGACUUCUCAUUAGAAUUGGUAUGGAAAAGCAGAGAUACUGUAAAUAAACUUUUUUUCCUAACGAUUUGCCAGCAAGACUAUAAGGGCAGGAAUUCUACUUCGUCAAUGAAAACAGAAUUCUCUUAGUGUUCACUCACACUCCUUUAUAGUACCCUAGAGAUGUGGAAGAAAAAGGCAAAACUCGAAUACAAGGUAGAACCUUCUUUGUUUACAAUGUGAAAAAUUGUU
Ceratotherium simum simum (southern white rhinoceros) is the source of this 2077-nucleotide messenger RNA. RefSeq names its product F-box protein 32 (gene FBXO32). The record is from RefSeq and is a predicted model, not a curated record. Gene Ontology annotation, cellular component: nucleus; SCF ubiquitin ligase complex; cytoplasm. Gene Ontology annotation, molecular function: protein binding. Gene Ontology annotation, biological process: protein ubiquitination. NCBI's taxonomy places the organism in Eukaryota, Metazoa, Chordata, Mammalia, Perissodactyla, Rhinocerotidae.